ACACUGAAAGGUGCUGUAGCUGUAGCCAAUUGAUGUUUGUUUCAAUUAUGAAAAAAAAUAGAGAGAGCAACUUUAGAAUAACUUUAUUAUAUUGAUAAUGUAAACAGACAUUUUUUUAUAGUAUAGCAGCUGUUCUUCGAUGAAGAUUACUUUCCUUAAAUUGUCAUAAACCUGUUCUAGACGAACAGGUAUUUGAUCAUGUUACCGUAGUAUCAUCCCAACUAUGAUCCCAAUCUAUCUGCAUAUGAUACAAGGUAUCUUCACUUUUUACAGCAGUGUUGUCAGAUUAAUGGUGCUAUGUUUAUAAUUUGGAAUCCUCUAUAUUCAAUACUCUACAGAUUUUAAAUAAAAUAAAAAUACGGAAAUAAUUUGUUCCUGCCAAUAAAUGAAUAAAUAGAAGUACUAUUUGUUGAACCAGCUAUAGAUACAUAUUUCACCAGCUAGUUUUAUUUAAUAAUUAAAUUGGAUCAAACGUUUCAUACUUUUAAUUAUCAUAAAUUGAAAAGACUGCAUAAAUAAAACUAACAUCAUAAUUAUAGCGAUUCAGUUAAAACUAUAGUAUAACUUUCUCUUUUUCGUCAUUAUGUAAAUAGUACCAAUUUAAGUUGAAAAAAAAUGAAAUAAUUUUAAUUCUGAAAAUAAGAAUAUCUUACAAAACAAGCUCAAGCAAUCAACAGACCUACUUUCACACAAGUUUGAUGAAACACUCAAUGGAUCAUGUCCAAAAUUACAAAUUCCAUAGAUAUACUGUCCAAGUAUAGGACAAUUUUUUGGUGACUUGUGGACUAUGUGGUCAUCUCAAUGUUGAUAAAAGUUUGUUUUAAUAAAAAUGCAAAGCUUAGAAACAACUUGUGAUGAGGGAGAUAAUUCCGUAAAGAGGUAUAAAACAAGUCAACCGCAAUUAUCUCAACUGAAUAAUCAAGAACAGUUCACGGCAGUGAAUGCCGCUUCACAAGAAAUAACUGAAAAUCCAUCUGGAAAGCCUCCUAUUGAUAUUUUUGAGAAACUUUUAGAAUUGCAUAAAGAGGAAUGUUGUGAAAAAGACAAAAAAUUUAAGGAGGAAGAGGAAAACGAUUUGGAAAAUGUAAAGUACUACUCUCUCCUAUUAGAAAAAUUAGUAGCUAAAGAAAGACUGAACACAUUGAUUUUAAACCUUUAUCCCGGCAAUAAAGGUUACUCACUGGCAUUUAGAACUUUAUCUCGUUCUGACCCCAACUACACUGAAGAUACUGCCAAUAUGAUAGAAACCAAACCGUGGCCUUAUGAAGAGGAUGAUCUCCUUCGAUAUGUUGAUAACGAAGAACUUCCACCGUUUAUUUUGGAUCUUUUAGAACCACAGUUUAGUUACCUUUUUUAUAAUGGAUGUAUAAUAGCAGAAGUUAAAGACUAUAGACAGGCGUACCCUCAUUUUAAAUGUGAUAGCCACCAUGUUCUCCUAAAGCCUACACAAAGGAGCGUUAUGGCAGAUAUACAUAAUAUAAUGGAAGAAAAACCCGAGUGGAGUAACGAAGAAAAGGAACAGUUGGAGAGCCAGCUUUUGAUGGCGAACUCACCGGGAUUAUGUUUAGAUCCUGACCAUACAAUAGGCGAAGAAGUAACAGAAGUGUACAAUAGGAGAAAAAUGUGGAACACAUACAAAUUCCGACGAAUGGCUAAGAAGUUUUCACAAGUAACAGUUAAUCGCAAAAGGAAAUUAGACCAAUUCACUUAUAGACCCGGUUUAGAAUUUUACGAGUUUCUUACUAGAACGAGGAACAAAACUAAAUCGAACGCAAACUCCUCCAUAACCUCAAAAAUUACAGGAACCAAUAUUAAAAAAGAUAUACCAGUGCCAAAUUUAGAUUCUCCCAUAUUAACCCCACCUCAAGAAAUUAAUAUAACCGAAUUUAAACCUUAUCAAAGACCGAAAGAGACGAACGAUUGCAUGCCACAAUUAAUAGAAGAAUAUAUCCUGGAAACGGAUAUGCCUUCAAAAGAAAAAGGUAGUCCGAGAGUGUACCACAUUAAAUUAUCAAUAUUACAAAGACCGUCAGAUUCAGAAUACCUCGGUGAACUCUAUUUAGAUAGGGAUCAUAAAAAGAACGAACAAAACGGCGUGGCUUGUAUGUUUUCGCUCGGUUCUCGUAUGAACGCCAACAGAUACAUCCACCAAUUUACGGAAAUUUUCACGGAAAGCGGAAGAAAAUCGGUUAGGAUAAGUUAUAGGUUGAGUCCGGGGUAUAAAGAGAGGAUAGCUCAAGCGCAGGCACAAGUUCAAUUACAAAAUACCAUUCAAAAUACCAACUUACCUCAACAACAUUUACAACAAUUGACGGCGGCGGUCGCGAUGAAUGGUACAGUUGUUAAUUCUUUAAAUACACCAAAUCAAGAAGCUCCUAAUGUUACAAUAUUGAAAAGUCAUUUACAGGGAUCUGCGAAACCCUCUACUCAGGAGCUGGCCAUAAGUGCUUUGGCUACUAAAUUGAUGAAUUCCGCUCAGCAAUUUCAAGCAGAAUCCGCAAAAAAAGAACAACAACAACAACAACAACCGCAACAACUGUCGUCCCAACAUCAGUUACAAGAACCACCUCAACAACAACAAUCCAGAUUAUCCGGCAACACCGCCAUAUUAAAUUUAUUAAACAGCUCACCGGCUUCGAAUAUAAAUACCGACGCGGUAGUGAACGCCAUAAACAAUUCCCAAAUAAUACCUCAACUUCAAGCGGUUAAUCAAAAAAUAGUUUCUCGUAAAAUGACAAUUCCGAGCGUGGCUAACGCCAGAGUUUUGAGUCACAAUAAUUUGAUAACUUUGAAUAGUUCUCGGUUAAAUUUGCAAGAUUUGGGUCAACAGACUAUAACGUUGGCUUCGGUUAAUACAAACAAUUUAUCGAAUUUAACUACGGUGCCAAUAAAACAACAAGUAACUAACCAAAGACUAAUAGGAAAUAAUUCUGGUGAUAAUAAAUCCGCUCUGUCGGCGUUGUUAGUAGGUACUCCGGCGGCGGACAGACCGGAUAUAAUAGGACCCAAUACAAAUUCGUUAUUACUAGAAAAAUUAGGACCCAAUAACGUACAACAAACUCAUUACAUUCAAAGUUCAAAGCCGAAUCAGCAAUACAUGGUUCAGCCCCCUAAAGGGAAUACUACCGUACUUAAUUCGAUAUCUAGUCCCCCGCCUCAAACGAGCGGUACAAUAAACGUUCAAGGUUUAAAUAUCGCGCAGUUACACGGCAUACCCGGUAUACAAGUACAAUUACCCGGUUUCUCCCAACCAAUUUCGCUUUCGCUUAACGUUUCAUCCGCCGGUAAUAUACAAGCGCAUCCCGCGAGUUUGAUAGUAACCCUGCCGACCACCACGACACAGACUUCUAAUUCGGUUACCCAAGCAGCUGUAACUAGUAACGUUAGUGGAGUUAAUAGUGUUGGUAUAAAUCCUCAGACCGUUAUGUUGACCAAUUCCGGCAAUUCAAAUUUGGGUGAGUUUACACCACCACUACACCAAUACUCACAAUUACACUGUCUGAAGCGCGUUUCGAUAACCAAGUUACCGUCUUCAGAAACUGAAGCGCAAUUAGUUACUUCCGGAGUAAAAGCUGUAACUUCACAAGGCAUUCGAACAUCGUCCCCUUCACAGACCGUGUCAAUAGCUCAAAGUGGACAAUCUUUCCAAUUGAUAACACCGCUACAAAGAUCAAGAACUCAACAGACGACUGUCCAACAACAACAACAAACCCUUACCGCUAAAUCACUGCAAAGGACUCCUAUCACAAUCAAAAUGGCAUCACCCAGUCCAAAUCAGUUGAAUGAUUUGCAACUGAAUUUCGAUAACUAAAUGCCCAUGACAGAUACAUUUGUAGUUAAAUUAUAUGUAUAAGGAAUACAUGCUUUAUUUUUUAUUUGUUUUAAUUUAUUGUGAAUACUUUUUACAUUAAAUAUGUCCAUGUGUUGUUGGUUUUAAAUUUAAUGAUUGUUAAUAAACGAGAAAAUUAUUAUUAAUUAUUACCAUUUAGUUCUACUACCAUUAUAAAUACACUGCCCAACAUAUAAAUAUGCUUAACCCGAUGAGUGUACUGCAGCUAUUGCAUUCAUUGAAGACUUUCAUAAGUACAAAUUACUAAGACACGGGAAUAAGUCAAACAUAACUAGAAAACCGAUUUUUAGCACUAAAAAAGUUAAGACAAAAUUUUUUCAACAUCCCAAUCGACCUUUUACGUUUUUUCACAAAAAUCUCUUAUAAUCAAUAAAUCAACCUGCCUCUCUUGCAAUUUCUGUUGUAUAAGCACUUUAAAAACAAAACAAAAUUUUUUUUGGAAUUCCCCACUUCAUAUCAAGAUUUUGCCUAUCUGUUAGAGGGUAUUGUUUAUCAUUUGAAAUUAUUUUUUAUAUGAAGUAUUUUUAGCUCUUCUUUUUUAUUUGUAAAUUAUUUUUCGUUAAAAAACUGAUAGCGUCCAAUAUUAUAUUAAUUGUUGACAUCAUCUGUUGAAUAAAUUUUAAAUGAGGCCAAAUGCCACUUUCUUCUGAAAGAGUAUUCAUUCACUUUACUUCAUUACUCGAAAUUCAAUUUGAUCCUGCAACUAGACCUCAUUUAACAAUAGAAUAUUCAAAGAUCCUGACUACAGUUUACUGGAGAUCAUUUGAACUACCAGUAAUCGAAUGUUAUGUUCACAAAUGUGUCCAUUCAUUUUAUUUUGUACCCGUACAGUUUACUGGGGAUCAUUUGAACUACUAGUAGUCACUCAAGUAUCCGCUUAAGGUUCAAUUUAUUCCUGCAACUAGAUAUUCUUCAACCCAAGCACUUUGCAAAUCCUGGCUACAGUUUGCUGGGGAUCAUUUGAAUUACCAGUAGUCACAGAUGUCUCCGUCUAUUUUGCUUUAUAUCCUUCCAACAGCGUUGCACUGCUUUAAGUUCAAUUUUGUCCUGCAACUACAAAGGCACUUUAUAUCCUGACUACAGUUUACUGGGAUCAUUUGAACUACCAGUAGUGGAAUAUUAUGUUCACAGAUGUGUUCAAAUUUUGCCCAUUUGGCAUUAAUCGAUUUCUCCUAGGGCAUAGGAGAAGGAACAAAAUGUGUAAAAUGAUACGGCCAGCUAAUAGCCCCGAUCUAAUUCCAAUAGAGCCUUUUUGAAAUGAAUUUUGCUAUAA
Diorhabda carinulata is the source of this 5123-nucleotide messenger RNA. It is a transcript of the gene Spt20, whose product is annotated as transcription factor SPT20 homolog. Gene Ontology annotation, biological process: regulation of transcription by RNA polymerase II. The coding region runs from base 830 to 3811 and encodes 993 amino acids. Gene Ontology annotation, molecular function: transcription coregulator activity. The transcript has 9 exons. NCBI's taxonomy places the organism in Eukaryota, Metazoa, Arthropoda, Insecta, Coleoptera, Chrysomelidae. The record is from RefSeq and is a predicted model, not a curated record. Gene Ontology annotation, cellular component: SAGA complex.